Amblyraja radiata (thorny skate) is the source of this 2682-nucleotide messenger RNA. It is a transcript of the gene mamdc2a, whose product is annotated as MAM domain containing 2a. Lineage: Eukaryota; Metazoa; Chordata; Chondrichthyes; Rajiformes; Rajidae. The record is from RefSeq and is a predicted model, not a curated record. The coding region runs from base 178 to 2253 and encodes 691 amino acids. The transcript is spliced from 14 exons. Gene Ontology annotation, cellular component: membrane.
UACACUCCCACUCCCCCCCCCCCCCCCCCUUCCUUUGGUCUCUCUCUCCUCCCCCUGGAACAUCAACACUGCUGAUUCUGCAACAGAACGCCUCGUCUCUCCACGCACGGUAUUACUUACUAUAUGAGGACCCUGCUGGGUGACCCAGAGUUUAAAGAAAGUUGAAGGACUCAUUUCAUGCACAGUCUUCACUGUGGAGCUGCCAUGACGCCUCUGAUACUCCUACUCCUGCACGUCCAACAGUUUGGCAGAGUCGAGAUGCAGGGCAGUAAAGGAUCGUGCGAUUUCGAGAAAGACUUGUGUGGCUAUGAAUCAGACCUUCUCUUUGGACCAUGGAUGGUGAAUUUACAAGGCCGCUAUGUCCACAUUGAAGGUUCUCCUGGCAACAUUCAAAAAGUGGGUACCCUCAGCAGUCCUGAGCUGCACUCUCUGGGAGAGAGCUGCGUGAGACUCGUGUAUCAGAUCACAGGCUCAGAUCCCGGAAGACUGAACAUGUAUUUUCGACCAGAAGGGAACAGCUUUGACUUUCUGCUGUGGUCUGCCAGUGAUCCAUCUGACAGCUGGAAGAUUGCCAGCAUAGGCGUGAAGAAUAUAGCAGAGAAAUCCAAGAUAAUUCUAGAAGGUAUUGUCAAUCCAGACCCAAUGGCCAGUAUUGCAGUUUUUGACAUCAAUAUCACUCCUGGGUAUUGCAUUGAGUGCAACUUUGAAGAAAAUCACCUCUGUGGCUACAACAACAGAUGGAAUCCAAACCUGAACUGGCUGGUUGGUGGAGGAUCAGUCCGAGAUUCGCCCUUACUUCUGCCCACUGACCACACUUUCGACACUGAGCAAGGUCACUAUAUGUACGUUGACUCUAUUUAUGCCAUGCGUUUGCACGAAGUAGCUCAGUUGUUGUCUCCAAUGACAAUUUCUGUCCUCUCGGGAUGUCUGUCCUUCCAUUACCAACUUGAACAGAAAUAUUCCACUUUAUUUGUGGUCUACACCAAGGACAGAAUCGGUCAUUAUGAGGAGUUGUGGCGAUCUAAUCAGUCGAUGCACACCUGGAAUUUGGUAAAGGUGAAUAUUAAAGCUUCGCAUCCAUUUCAGCUGGUGUUUGAAGUCGCCUUCAGCAGCAUGAUUGAAGGCUAUGUUGCUCUGGAUGAUAUUUCUUUCUCUCCACAGUUCUGCAACAAUGAAACAGCUCUGUUCUUUGAUCCCUCUGUGGCAAAUUGCAACUUUGACCAAGGUCUUUGCAAAUAUACCCAAAACCACAUUGACGACACAAAAUGGACGAGACUGAUUCGGAAACCAAAUCCGUUCCGAUUUGGAGAUCAUACAAGUGGAACGGGUGGCUUUCUUCUUUCCAAUGCAAAGUUUGGAUAUCACCAGGAGUACGUGGCACAUCUAAUAGGCCCGCUUUUACUAGCCAACUUCCAGUACUGCUUGCAAUUUUUCUAUGCACUGAAUCAUUUUAUAUCAGAAGAUGCCCUUGCUGUCUAUAUCUAUGAUGAAAUGGACCAGGUCCUGGAAAAGAUUUGGACAAUUCCUAAACCACCAACUGGAAUGUGGAUUCAAGCAGAAGUUAAUUUCCAAAGAUUGGAGCCCGCCAAGAUAGUUUUUGUCAGUGUUUGCAAUAGUUUCUGGAACUGUGGCAAGGUCGCACUAGAUGACAUCGUUGUAAGCCAAGGGGAUUGUCAGAUUCCUGGAGGUUCCUGGCUGGCUGCUCCAGGGAAGUGCAAUUUUGACAAGGAUAAUUGUGGAUUUAUUCAGGACCGCAACGACAGAAGCAACUGGCAUCGAAGAACAGGCAGCACACCGACAUCCUUCACAGGUCCCAAAGGGGAUCACACCACAGGGGUAGGCCAUUAUAUGUACAUUGAGGCCUCUCACAUGAGGCAUGGAUUCAAUGCACGACUGUUGUCAUGGCAUCUGAGAGGAUUCACAGGCAAACAGUGCCUGACAUUCUUUUACCACAUGUAUGGGAUUGGAACUGGAUCGCUAAAUGUUUACUUGAAGAAGGAGAAUGCUCCAGAAAUCCUCGUAUGGAAAAGAAGAGGAGAACAGAGCAUAUCAUGGAUGAAAGCCUCGAUAGAAUACCAGUGUGAGCAUCGCCAUCAGAUUGUGUUUGAAGCGAUACGUGGUCGUUCAAUAAACAGCGACAUUGCAAUCGACGACAUUUUAUUUCAAAAUGGACCAUGCCAAGAUUCAGAGGAAUCUAAGGCACUUCACCCCGACUCUCCGAAUGAACAGGACUGGUACAGCAUUUAUAUCUGAAUUGAGGACCACGAUGGAGACCAUACUUCAAGAACAUCCGAGUCGCGGGAGCUUGAUGUGGAUCUUUCAGAAGUUGUAAAUUAUUUCUUUCCCUCAGCAGACUGAAGAGUUCAUUUGAUUUGAAUAUCUUCUUACCAAAUAUAGAUUAGAAAUAUGUGUUGUUUGUUUGUGAGUAAACGUGGUGACCACCGGGUUCCUUCGUUAGUAGUUGGGAAUAUCCAGUAUCCGUCGUUGCUGAAGAAUUGUAAAUAUUAAACAUUUCAAACUGGUAAAAGAUGAUAUACAGUACAUGAACAGUAUUUCAAUUUAAUGUUUGUGUUCAAAGAAUAUUGGGAGUGCAGUUAGCUGUCGCUUCUUGGGCAUUUCCUAUAAGUCCAAAUGUCAAUCACAUGCUAUAUUUAUCCAGUUGAAAAAUAAAAGAAAAAAGUA